Molecule: messenger RNA, 2532 nt
Organism: Plodia interpunctella (Indianmeal moth)
Lineage: Eukaryota; Metazoa; Arthropoda; Insecta; Lepidoptera; Pyralidae
Gene: wrapper
Product: wrapper
Exons: 12
Coding region: 175-1608 (477 amino acids)
Molecular function (GO): protein binding
Source: RefSeq, a predicted model, not a curated record
GCCAUCCCGCGCGGCUGUCACAGUGACCAUAGUGUUUGUUUGUUUUUUUUUUAUGUGAGUUUCCGCUCGCGGCUUCGUUGGUUUGGAUUUUGUUUCGAUAAAUAUCCUGAAAAGGAUUUAUAAGUAAAUUAAUUAUACGUUUCUAUGGAAAGCAAUUCGAAGUGACAUUAAACAAUGUCGAAAGCGAAGCAGACGCUACUGCACAUCACCUUCAUCGUCAUCAGCACCUCGUGCCGGUGUGACAAGUUCGUGAGCAUUCCGUCCACAGUGAAGACGUACGAGAACGAUACUGUGCUGCUGCCGUGCGAGACUGACAGCGCUGCUAGCUACCACGUCCGUUGGUACAAGGACACCCGCUUGGUGGCCGACAGCGAGCAGGAGCGAGAUUCAGCUGAAACAGCGCGCGCGCACAUGCACGGCAACUAUAGUCUGCAGGUCUUUGGUCUGACGGCUGAAGACUCGGGGGACUAUACUUGUGAGAUUAUUCGACCCGAGCCCAUGGGACUUAUGAGGCAAACACAUACCAUAGAAGUGCAAUUCGCGCCCACGGUGCGGACCGUCCCGGAGGACGGUUACCUGGAGGUGAGCAAGGGGGAGUACGUGGACAUCGGCUGCGACGUCACCGGCACGCCGCCGCCCGUCGUCAACUGGAGGAAAAACGGAGAAGAGAUAGCCCUGCUGGAUCACCGCCACCGCAUCAAGUUCAGGGCUGAGCACCGCUUGCUGGCCGGAGUAUACGAGUGCAUCGCGCUGAACGGAGUGGGGGAUCCGGUGAAAGCCAGCAUUAGGGUUGUCAUACAGGACGCGCCAGUGGUAACAGCGCAGCGCAGCUUCGUGCACACAGCGGUGCGCCUGCGCGCGGCGCUGCUGGCGACGCUGGAGUUCGCGUCGCCGCCCGCGCGCACGGCCUGGCUGCGCGACGGCCGGCCCGUGCGCACCGACGACAGAGUGGUGAUCAUGGUGCUCGACAACGUACACCAGCUGAUCUUCCGUUCGGUUCGUAAGACCGAUCUCGGGAACUACACCUUCCGCGCCGAGAACAAGUUGGGCAUGACUGACGUAACUUUCAAGCUCACUGGCAUCCCAAACGUGGCGUCCUUCAAAGUAGACCCUACGCGCAACAAGGCGACCGCGACCAGCUUUACUCUCAUCUGGGAAGUGGAUUCUUACUCCACUAUCAUAGAAUACAACCUGUGGCUGCGGCCGUACUACGGGCGUCCAGAAGAAACGAACGGACCCACAACAGGGGCUCCGAAUAUCUGGAGUAAGAUUGUGGUGCCCGGGGACGCACGAGACGGCCCUAUACACAGCGCAGUGUAUACUGUGAGGGGACUGACGCCUUCUACUGUAUACGAAGCUAUUGUCAAUUCUAGGAAUAGAUUUGGGUGGAGCAAACCGUCAGCCGUGCUUCACUUUGCCACAGAAUCUGGAGGUUACACCCCUCCAGCGACCCUGGACGAAAUGGAAAUCACCCCCAUCCUCGAAGACGAAGAGCCUCAUAACAUAACACAAUCCAAAAACCUCUUGUUUACCAACUCUCCUUCACAACAUUCGUCUGCCUCUGCCGUUGUUAUAUUUAUAUUGCUAGCGGCAGUUUUUCUUAGAUGAUUGAAAGGAGAAAUGUGUGGCGUGUAGUUCCGCCCUAGAACAGGACCACUCCAUGUUCUCCAGAACAUCCACGGGCGGACAACAAAAACGAAUUAAGGAACACGAAAACAAUUUUGAGAUUAUUUUUUGUGCUGACACCGGACUUCGGGGCGUCGUAGCCCCGAACGCACCGUGAUUAAACAAAUAAGUAUUGAAAUGAGUGGCAUAAUCUUCACUAUACUUAUAUAUGAUUUUAGAGGGGUUCCGGUCCGCGCGUAUUUUUUUUCGCCGCUAUGUGCGUUGAUAGAUUAUAGAUAAAACAUUUAUUUGUAAAACAGCAACACAAUACACAACCAGACUAAAAACACAAAAUAUCGUCGCUGCAAUGUUAUUCGACUUGGUCAAUGUCGCUUCAAUAAGUUUUCGCCAAAACGUGCGUCGCUUUGGCGUCAUUCGACACCACACGUGGGAGCGGUUGCUAGUUUAGCGUUGAUUUAAAUUGUACAAAAAACGGUCAUUGAUGGUUAAUUGGGGUUAUCUUGUAAAUACAAAGUAUUUUAUAAUUAAUUUAUAUUUCACUAAUGAUUUUGCCCAACUUACGAAAAGGGUUGUUUGAAUUUAAUUGCCUAAACUAACACAAUUUUUAAGGGCCGUGUUAACACACUGCUUACUGAUAAUGUAUCUGAUAGUCUAUAGUAAAAAUUGUUUCACAAGUGUUGGAUAGCGCUACAUGGUCAAUUUCAUCAGGCAAAAUCUAGCAGUUAAUUUAUCUGUCAGAUUACAAUAAUGAUACUUUAUUAGUAAGUGAUGAAACAGGUCAAUUGUUACAAAUCAUAAUACUCCCAGAUUCUUACAUGUUCCUUCCAAUUUUGAGUAGAUUAAGCUAUCUUGUAAAUAAAAAUUAAUUUUAUAUCUAUGGAUUAAAAAAUAUUCUGAUAAAAUUUA